CACUGAUAGGUGGCACUGACUGGCAUCACUGCUGGGCACUGAGUGGCGGCACUGCUGGGCACUGACUGGCACAACCGCUGGGCACCUGACUGGUAGCACUGACUGGCAGCACUGCUGGGCUGCACUGAUGGGCACAGGUGGGCGGCACUGCUGGGCACAGGUGGGCGGCACUGCUGGGCACAGGUGGGCGGAUCUAGUGAGUGCACUGCUGGGCACAGGUGGGCGGGACUUGUGGGUGGCACUGCUGGGCACCGAUCAUCAGGGCACUGAUCAUCACGUGUCAUUGGACAUGUCUGAUCAC
Molecule: messenger RNA, 301 nt
Organism: Staurois parvus
Lineage: Eukaryota; Metazoa; Chordata; Amphibia; Anura; Ranidae
Source: the annotation of a GenBank genome assembly